Messenger RNA from Pyricularia pennisetigena, 2061 nucleotides. RefSeq lists its product as uncharacterized. Gene Ontology annotation, molecular function: DNA-binding transcription factor activity. Lineage: Eukaryota; Fungi; Ascomycota; Sordariomycetes; Magnaporthales; Pyriculariaceae. Gene Ontology annotation, cellular component: Ste12p-Dig1p-Dig2p complex; nucleus; Tec1p-Ste12p-Dig1p complex. The coding region runs from base 1 to 2061 and encodes 686 amino acids. The transcript has 3 exons. The record is from RefSeq and is a predicted model, not a curated record. Gene Ontology annotation, biological process: regulation of DNA-templated transcription; sexual reproduction.
AUGUACUCUCAUCCGCACAACGCCGGCGUCGCCGCCGCGCCUCAAAAACCCGAAACCUUCAUGCUCAGCACAGAAGCACAACAAGCGUUACCACACGAUGCCCAGGUCGCUCUGCAGCAGGUCGAUAAUCUGAAAUACUUCCUCAUAUCUGCCCCCGUCGAUUGGCAACCAGACCAGUACAUUCGCAGGUUCCUAUUACCCACCGGGGAAUAUGUUUCUUGCGUACUAUGGAACAAUCUCUUUCACAUCUCUGGCACAGACAUUGUACGAUGCCUGUCGUUCAGGUUCCAAGCCUUUGGCCGGCCGGUAAAGAACUCAAAGAAGUUUGAGGAGGGCAUCUUCUCAGAUCUCCGAAACUUGAAAUCUGGCACCGACGCCUCCCUCGAGGAGCCCAAGAGCCCAUUCUUGGACUUCCUGUACAAGAACAACUGCAUCAGGACGCAAAAGAAGCAAAAGGUUUUCUACUGGUAUAGCGUACCACACGACCGUCUUUUCCUUGAUGCGCUCGAGAGGGAUCUGAAGAGGGAAAAGAUGGGCCAGGAGGCCACCACCAUGGCCGUCAGCGAGCCGGCUCUGUCCUUCCAGUAUGAUUCGUCGCAGUCGCUUUACGAGCAAUUGACCAAGGCUCAACAGGCGAACUCGUCUUCCUUCAACGCCCAGCAGGUUUCCUUCCCCCCGUCGCAAUCCACGUCCCCUGUCAUGAGGGCGAUGGACUCGAUGCCUCCGCCGCCCCAGAUGAUGCCCCAGCCAAUGCCCCAAUCGAUGGCCCCUUUAGCGGAUGGCCUGGACGCCAUGGUCCCUUAUGCCGCGAUGGCGAUGGGUCCGGGGAUGCCGCCCCAGCCGGCAGUCAAGCGGGAGCCUGACUUCAACCGCGUCCAGUACAACCAAAACGGAGUCCCAAUCACCCAAGGCCACCAGCGCCACGCCUCCAUGCCCGCCUACGGUCUUGAGUACUCUCCCGCGCCUUCCUUCGUGUCAUCCCACUAUGACGACUACGGUAACAGGGGAAUCUCCUUCGAGCCUCUCACGCCUCCCCAGCAAGCCAUGGGCAUGGGUGCUGAGCCUGCCUACAUCGCCAACGAGGAGACUGGACUCUACACUGCUAUCCCUGAUCACAUGAACGGUGUCAACGGCUUAAACGGUAUGAUCCAGUUGCCUCCGUCCAAUCUGGCUGGCCCCCAAUUCACAAGGUCCUAUGGGUCAAACAACGUUUACUCUGUGAUUGAGGGCUCGCCAACCUACAAGCAGAGGAGAAGACGCUCAUCAAUCCCGCCAGGCAUGUCGGCCAUCGCCGCAGCCACAGCUGCCGCCACCGCCGCCCACAGGCCAUCGGACCUGCGUCGAUCUGUGUCGGCAUCCGUCGGUCCAGUUGCUGAAGGCGAUGAGUCGCUUGACAACUCGCCCCCUGGACUCAUCUACAGCAACCCGCCCAUGUCAAUGGCAAACCACCAGAGGGAAGCCAUGGAGCAAAUGUCCCGACACGGAACCCCUCUCUCCACGGUGGAAGGCAGCCCCGGCAUGCACAAUGUCAACCUGGAACAACAACAAUACCCUAUGCCCUCUGAAGAUAUGACCAGCCCCAUGGACGACCGCAGGCCAAUGGCCCAGGGUGGCCCGACCGUUGCCCGCAGGGCACGCUCGGCAACUGUCAUGGGCAGUGAAGUCGGCCCCUACCCGCAGAAGUCACACUCGUGCCCGAUCCCGACCUGCGGACGUCUCUUCAAGCGCCUCGAGCACCUGAAGCGACACAAGCGCACCCAUGAUCGGGCCGAUGGCGGUGAGGGACUUAUCCUGUCCGGUGAGGACGAGGAAGAGUACUCGGGUGAGGACCACCUGGGUUCUCUGGAGGAAGCUUCUCCAACCUCGGAGGGUGGAUACGUUACGUCGUCACUGAACUCGGCAAUGGCUCACGGCAACUCAUCGCAGCACCCGAGCUCAAAUGCUGUCAGCCCUAACGCUGGGGCAAUGAACCAUGCGCCAACAUUCAACUCGAUGCAGACGCUGAUGCAGCCGAUGCAAAUGAGCCAACCUCAACCCAUCAAUGCCGGUGGCAUGAUGUGA